AUUUUACGCCGUCGUCUAUCUAAGGCCAUCUUCGGUAUUAUCAAAAACUGGUUCUGUCUUCUCCCUUUUUCGUUUUACCUUCUUCCAAGAAACCGACUCAGUGCCCUCCAUUCUUUUCUCCUUCUUUCCUAACCCAAAAUAUCAAAUCACGACGUUCAGCAAACCCUAGUUUUUGUUUCGUUUUUUUUGAGUUUGCGUGCGUGUGUGUUUUUUUUCCUUUCAUGUUCUCCUAUCUGCUGCGUUGUUUCAUCAAAAGAAUGAAAUCAUAAUUGGUUUGUUUAUCUGGGGUUAUCCGAUUGGUAACGUCAUUGAAAUCUAAUCAAUCACAGGCGUCAGGGAUGUAUUACGUUACCGUUAUUGUGUUCUUGUUUUAGUUUGAUAAUUCAUUUUUGAAAUCUGUAUAACUGGAAUAAUUUGAGGGGGGUUAAUUGAUCUAUAUGGUAUAUGGCGAACGGUACGGCUCCGGAUGAGUUCGUGGUGUUAUCACGAGUCCGGACUGGUCUGAAGCGUGAGUUUGCAUUUGCUUUGAAAGUUCAAUCGACGAUUUGUGGAUCAUUAGGUCGGACUCGUUCCACGAAGUUACAUAAUGCGAUUCCGGAGAGUCCCACCCCGAAGAGGUUAAAGGGGUUAGGGACGAUGGAGGCCAAAGAAGGUGAGGAGGAAGAUGAGGAAUCGGAUGAGGCUGCCCAGUUAAGGAGUUGCGAGGUGGGGGAGGUUGAGAAGGUGAAGAUAAUGGAGGACAUGGCGGAUUCAAUGAGUGAAGAGGAAGCCAAGAGUGAUAUUGUAGACCUUAUAAGCGAUGAAGAACCCAAGAGUCAGGUUGAUGAAUCUACGGGUGAUACUGGAACUAAGGACGAGAAAUUGGAUGCAAUUCGUAUAGAAGAAUCGAAGGAGGAACUAUUGGAUAGUGAGGAUCCAAGCAGCCAUCGUACUGUGGAUUUAGCAAUACACAGCGAAUUGGUCGAUGUAAAAGUGGAUCCCUCGUAUGAGGAAGAAUCUAAGGAAACCUUGAGGAAUGAAUCUGAAGAGCUUUCGACAUGUGCGGAUUUAGGGAAGGCGGGUAAAAAUGUUUCCUCAGAGGAAGCAGCUAAUGGGUCGAAGUCGAUCAUUGAUGUUAAUGGUCAGUUGGGAAAGAAGAUGUUUCAGCAGCCUCGCAAGAGGUUUACUCGUUCGGCCUUAAAACAGAAUGUGGAGCCCACGUCCUUAGAACAUCUUUCAAAAUGUAAUACGGGUGUGGCAAUGCAAGUAAUCACGAAUGAUACUGAAACCAAACCUGAGGAUAUUCCUGGCCCCUUAGCUACACCUCCGGUGAAGAUUGGAAAGACAAAGCUGAAGAAAGUGUCUGCUAAGAAGUUUCCCGCCAAGUUAAAAGACCUUCUGGAUACAGGUAUUUUGGAGGGACUUCGAGUAAGAUACAUCAGAGGUUCUAAGAUCAAAGCACUAGGAGAAACUGGGCUUGGAGGAGUAAUCAGUGGCUCUGGGAUAAUUUGUUUCUGUAACAACUGCAAAGGAAAAGAAGUUGUUUCUCCUACUUUAUUUGAACUACAUGCCGGUAGCUCAAAUAAACGUCCACCAGAGUACAUUUACUUGGAGACUGGGAAUACCCUCCGGGAUAUCAUGAAUGCAUGCCAAAAUUUUUCUUUUGACCAGACAGAAGAAUUCAUCCAAAGUGCAAUUGGUCGUUCCUUGGUAAAGAGAACUGCUAUCUGCUUGAAUUGCAAAGGUCGAAUUCCUGAAUCAGACACUGGUAUUGCCAUGCUACUUUGCUGUUCAUGCAUGGAUUCAAAGAAGCCUCAGGUUAGCUCAAGCCCGAGCCCGAGCCCCAGCCCCAGCCCCACUCCUAUAGUCUUUAGUAAAGACAGAACUCCAAAACCUAAUGUACUUUCCAAGUCAUCUGACACUAUAACGAAGAGUGUUUCGACUCGUGGUAAAAUUCAUGGAAGAAUAACUAGAAAGGAUCUAAGAUUGCAUAAGUUAGUGUUUGAGGAAGAUAUAUUACCUGAUGGAACUGAAGUUGCAUACUAUGCCCGUGGGCAGAAAUUGUUGGUUGGGUAUAAAAAGGGAUCUGGUAUUUUUUGUAGCUGCUGCAAUUCUGAGGUUAGUCCCUCACAAUUUGAAGCUCAUGCUGGUUGGGCAUCAAGGCGCAAACCAUAUUUGCACAUUUACACAUCAAAUGGGGUGUCUCUGCAUGAGUUGUCCAUAUCUCUAUCGAAAGGACGGAAGUUCUCGUUGACUGAUAACGAUGACUUGUGUAGCAUUUGUGCAGAUGGAGGGGAUCUGCUGUGUUGUGAUGGCUGCCCCAGGUCUUUUCAUAGAGAUUGUGUUCCUUUACAAUGUAUCCCUACUGGUAUCUGGUACUGCAAAUAUUGCCAGAAUUUGUUCCAAAAGGAAAAAUUUGUGGAGCACAAUGCCAAUGCUGUUGCCGCUGGAAGGGUUGCUGGUGUUGAUCCUAUUGAACAGAUAACAACGAGAUGCAUUCGAAUUGUCAAAACUAUGGAAGUGGAAGUUGGUGGAUGUGCAUUAUGCAGAUGCCACGACUUUAGCAAGUCAGGGUUUGGUCCUCGAACUGUUAUUCUCUGUGAUCAGUGUGAGAAGGAGUUUCAUGUUGGUUGCUUAAAGGAAAACAACAUGGAAGAUCUGAAGGAACUUCCUCAAGGAAAAUGGUUUUGUUGUCCGGAGUGUAACAGAAUACAUUCUGCCCUAGAGAAGUUGGUGGUUUUAGGAGGAGAGAAGCUGCCUGAGUCUAUUUUGGUCUCUGUUCAGAAAAAGAUUGAAGACCAGGGUUCAGCAAGCAUAAACGAUGUUGAAAUUAGAUGGCGGGUCCUCAAUUGGAAAAUGCUGUCUUCUGAUGAAACUAGAUCAUUACUUUCGAAGGCGGUUUCUAUUUUCCAUGAUUGUUUUGAUCCGAUUGUUGACUCAGCCUCCGGGAGAGACUUCAUUCCGUCGAUGCUUUAUGGGAGGAACAUCCGGGGUCAAGAAUUUGGUGGGAUAUACUGUGCAGUUCUAACAGUGAAUGAAUCUGUUGUGUCAGUGGGAAUAUUUCGAAUAUUUGGGGCUGAAGUAGCGGAGCUUCCUUUAGUAGCAACAGAUACCAACUUUCAAGGACAGGGCUACUUCCAAUCUUUGUAUGCAUGCAUCGAGAGGUUCUUAGGAUUUUUGAACGUAAAGAAUCUAGUUCUUCCAGCUGCAGACGAAGCAGAGUCAUUGUGGAUCAACAAAUUUGGUUUUAGCAAGUUACCUCCUGAAGAGGUAAUGGAGUUCAAGAGACAUUACCAAAUGAUGAUCUUCCAAGGGACGUCGAUGUUGCAAAAAGAAGUACCGAAAUAUCGUGUAAUUAAUAGUGCAGCAAACCCAGGGAGCUGAAGAUGAAACAUAGUAGAACUUAGGUAACUGACAGUGGAUGAAAUUCUUUUGCAGUGGAAAGCAAAUGAAGCAACCCCACUUGCCCUGAUGAAAUCUAUACAUAGGGAGGGAAGGGGAGGGGUGUUGCUUUUUUUCUCUUUUUUUUUUGUUGGGUGUACAGAAAAAUGGUCAUACAACCCUGAUGAAUGAUAGGGUUAACCAAAUUUUUUUGCUAGUGUACAGGAGGAAAAAAGGGAAAACAAAAAAGGAUGGUAGUUAGUUUGGUGAAGGCUUGUGGAGAAAGAAAGUGUUUGGGUAAAGAAAGCUUUCCAAAAUUUUGUUCUCGGCUUUAAAUUCCAUAGUGUAUUUUGCUAUGACUUUAUGGGUGUUUUUUUUCUAGUGUAUUUUGCUAUGACUUUAUGGGUGUUUUUUUUCUUUUUUGCAUCCAGAGGAUGUAAUUCUUUGAAUCUGUGAUCAUGAAUGUUUUAAAUUUGAACAUGAUUGUGGGUUUGAAGAGAGAAAUUGAAUAUAGCAGUUAUAAAUGUUGGGUUGUUAGUUUAAUAUCAAUAUUAAAUAUGUAUAAAACAUUCUGCUUGCCA
Messenger RNA from Cucumis sativus (cucumber), 3941 nucleotides. RefSeq lists its product as uncharacterized. The transcript is spliced from 18 exons. The record is from RefSeq and is a predicted model, not a curated record. The coding region runs from base 445 to 3363 and encodes 972 amino acids. Lineage: Eukaryota; Viridiplantae; Streptophyta; Magnoliopsida; Cucurbitales; Cucurbitaceae. Gene Ontology annotation, molecular function: acyltransferase activity, transferring groups other than amino-acyl groups.